This is a messenger RNA of Coniosporium apollinis CBS 100218, 576 nucleotides long. RefSeq lists its product as uncharacterized. NCBI's taxonomy places the organism in Eukaryota, Fungi, Ascomycota, Dothideomycetes. The coding region runs from base 1 to 576 and encodes 191 amino acids. Gene Ontology annotation, biological process: protein targeting to ER. The transcript has 4 exons. Gene Ontology annotation, cellular component: mitochondrion; endoplasmic reticulum. The record is from RefSeq and is a predicted model, not a curated record.
AUGGCGCUCAAUCCGCAGAUAACCAACCUGGCCAUCAUCCUGUUCAUGAUGCAGGCCUCGAAGAAGAUCCCGUUUGACGAUCCGAACGUACUAAACGGCAUCCGCGCCCUCUACGUCUUGUCGAACUUGAUUAUUGCGGGCAUAUAUGUCUAUAUCAUGCAGCAGAUCAACAAGAAGAAAGAUAUGACCGUCCUCAAAUACGUCGAGCCAGCCCCCAUGGGCUCCGCCGAAGAGCCCAAGUCCGUCAUCACCACCGUCCACGCCUACGACAUGCAACAGUGCCGCGCCCUCUUCAAGUCGCAGCUCAUGGGCGUCGGCAUGAUGGCCGUCAUGCACCUCUAUUUCAAGUACACGAACCCGCUUAUCAUCCAGUCCAUCAUCCCGCUCAAGGGCGCCUUCGAGGGCAAUCUGGCCAAGAUACAUCUGUUGGGCAAGCCGGCUUUGGGCGAUUUGAAGAGGCCGUGGAAGGCUGCCGGUGGCUUCUUGAGUGGGCUGCAGGGCGGUGAGAUCAAGACGGACAAGAAGAGCAUCGAGACUGCUGAAAGGGCUGGCCGUGGUGGCGCGAAGGAGGAAUAA